GAUUCAUAUGAAGAAUAACAUUUCACUUUGUCUCAAUACGAUCUUCUCCUUCCAAAAAUUAUUUGAAUUCUUUCUGUUUAGUUGUUCACAGGACUACUUUUGUUAUUAUUCAUAAAUUUACUUCAAAAUAUUCGAAAAUCUAUCAAUGGUCCGCCUGGUCCUUGGGGUUUACCAAUACUAGGUUACUUGCCAUUUCUAGAGCCACAUGCACCUCAUAAAACUCUCCAACGCUUGGCACAAAAAUAUGGCCCCAUUUAUUCACUACGAUUGGGUAAUGUGAAUGCAAUUGUGCUAGCUGAUGCUGGUUUGGUGAGAGAAUAUCUUCGACGUGAUGAGUUUACAGCAAGAGCACCACUGUACGUAACCCAUGGCAUAAUGGGAGGAUAUGGUCUUAUUUGUGCUGAGGGUCUAUUGUGGAAGGAUCAACGACGGCGUACCAUCGAAUGGUUACGUGAAUUGGGCAUGACUAAGAAAGCUUGUAUGUCUCGUGCAAACCUUGAACUUCGCAUCAGCAAAGCUGUUACGGAAUGCUUGGAGUGGUUCCACGAGGAUGCUUCACUGGCAGCAGAGUUCAACCCUUUAUAUGCUAUACAACAUACUUUGGGCAACAUUAUCAAUGACUUGGUCUUUGGUAUCACUUAUGCACGCGAUGAUGUCACUUGGUUGUAUUUGCAGCAACUGCAGGAAGAAGGUCUAAAAUUGGUUGGCGUGUCUGGUAUCGUUAAUUUCUUGCCAUUUUUAAGAUAUUUACCAAAACAAAGUCGUACAAUAAGUUUUUUGCUUGAAGGCAAAAAAAGAACUCAUCAAAUUUACGAUCUCAUCAUAGAAGCCUGCCUGGAACGCCUUCAGGAAAAGCGUGAACAGCAACAAGAAGCAAGUAAAUUGGCAACAGAAACAGAACAAACCAAAAAGACUUGUAUUUUGGAAUGUUUUUUGGAAGAGCGUGAAAGACGACAGCAAGGAAAAGAUCACAAAUAUUCUACAAACAAUGGUGAGGAUUUUUAUUGUCAACAGCAGUUACGUCAUUUAUUAGCUGAUAUGUUUGGUGCGGGAGUUGACACAACACUUACAACUUUACGUUGGUUCUUGCUUUAUAUGGCCAAAAAUAUGGAUUGUCAAAUACAAUUGAGAAAAGAGCUGUCACUGCUCCCAAAAGAUUCAAUUACAUUAAGUGAUCUAGAACGUAUUGAUUAUUUACGUGCCUGCAUUUCUGAAGUACAACGUAUAAGGUCUGUUGUGCCUUUAGGUAUACCACAUGGCGCUGUAAGAGAUACUGACGUACAUGGCUUACGUAUACCGAAAAACUGCAUGAUUAUACCAUUGCAAUGGGCUAUACAUAUGGAUCCGGAUGUGUGGCCUGAACCAGAAAGUUUUAAACCGAAUAGAUUUUUGGAUGAGUUUGGUGUAUAUGACCAACCAGCGGAUUUUAUACCAUUUCAGACGGGAAAACGUAUGUGUUUGGGAGAUGACUUGGCACGCAUGAUGUUAUUGCUUUAUGUUGGUAUGAUUUUUCGCAAAUAUACUAUCAAACUCGCUCCAGAUUAUGAAGAUAUCAGUAUGGAUGGUGAGUGUGGCAUAACAUUGGCACCUCAUCGUUAUAACAUAGAAGUAAUUGAAAAUGAUAUGUAAGCGUGUCUUUGGUUUAGUAACUCGAAAUAAAACAAAUUAACUAGAAUAUUUAAAAGUUUUUUAAAAAUAAAUAUUAAAAAAAUUGGCUUAAGGAAAUUAAAUAAAUAUUUAUCAAAAUAAU
Molecule: messenger RNA, 1750 nt
Organism: Teleopsis dalmanni
Lineage: Eukaryota; Metazoa; Arthropoda; Insecta; Diptera; Diopsidae
Gene: phtm
Product: cytochrome P450 306a1
Exons: 5
Coding region: 376-1629 (417 amino acids)
Biological process (GO): xenobiotic metabolic process
Cellular component (GO): cytoplasm; intracellular membrane-bounded organelle
Molecular function (GO): oxidoreductase activity, acting on paired donors, with incorporation or reduction of molecular oxygen, reduced flavin or flavoprotein as one donor, and incorporation of one atom of oxygen; iron ion binding; heme binding
Source: RefSeq, a predicted model, not a curated record